Molecule: messenger RNA, 2417 nt
Organism: Pygocentrus nattereri (red-bellied piranha)
Lineage: Eukaryota; Metazoa; Chordata; Actinopteri; Characiformes; Serrasalmidae
Gene: aamp
Product: angio-associated, migratory cell protein
Exons: 11
Coding region: 295-1545 (416 amino acids)
Cellular component (GO): cytosol
Molecular function (GO): protein binding
Source: RefSeq, a predicted model, not a curated record
GGAGUCUGACGUCACUCCUGUUCAGUAAGCGUCACCGCGGGGUUCGGAGGCUAACACGUGAAUAACACGCGAGUAACGGGUGGUUUUUAACAAAGCGAACACAUUUUACUGUAGACCACACGCGUAUUCGACUGACAACACAGGUCUUCGGACUAAAGACGACAUCUUUCAGGAUCGAAAACCUGAGGAGAAGCUUUCACGAAGCCUCCUGCAAAGUUCGCAAGCUAACUAGCUAGCUGGCUAGGUAAGCUAACCUGCUUAGCGAGACCAAGACGCCGAGUUUAGUCACAAGCCAUGGACAACGCCGAGGAGGACGCCCUGCAGCUUCACGGGGACGAAGAGAUCAUCGAAGUCAUCGACCUGAGCGAUGCAGAGCAGACUCCAGAUGACCUCGCUGAGGAGUUUGAAGACGUGGAUUUUGCGGAUGCUGGGAACCAAGACCCAGAUGAUGAAGGCUGGGAGACUGAGGAUGAGAUGGAAGCAGAGCAAGAUGACAGCGAGCUCACGUUCUCUAAGCACACAGGUUCUGUCUUCUGUGUCAGGCUGGACCCAGCGACAAAUAACCUCGCCAUCACUGGCGCCGAGGACGACAAGGCGUAUGUGUGGAGUGUCUCUGAUGGGGAGGUGCUGUUUGAAUGUUCAGGCCAUAAGGACUCUGUUACGUGUGUAGGGUUCAGCCAUGACUCAAAGCUGGCAGCAUCCGGUGACAUGAGCGGUCUGAUCAAAGUGUGGAAAGUUGAGACGAAAGAGGAGAUCUGGUCAUUUGAAGUAGGAGAUCUGGAGUGGCUGCAGUGGCACCCCGGUGCACCGGUCUUGCUGGCAGGUACAGCUGAUGGCAAUGUGUGGAUGUGGAAGAUACCAAGUGGAGAAUGUAAGACGUUCCAGGGACCUAAUUGCCAGGCAACAAGUGGAAAAAUUCUCCCUGACGGAAAGAGAGCAAUGGUGGGAUAUGAGGAUGGAACCCUGCGCCUGUGGGACCUUAAACAAGGCAGUGCCGUUUAUGUAAUUAAAGGCCAUGAUGGCCACCAGGGAGCGCUGACUUCCAUGGAGUGCAACAAAGAUGGAAGCCUAGUCCUAACCGGAUCAGUGGAUGGACAGGCUAAACUCAUCAACACAUCAACAGGCAAAAUACUGGCCUCAUUCUCAGCUGAGAACAGCGAGGCAAAAAACGCAAUGGAGGAGCAAGAUUCCAACUCGGUGGAGUCUGUAGGAUUUUGUAAUGUGCUGCCCCUGAUAGCUGUGGCGUAUCUGGAUGGCACUCUAGCUAUAUACGACUUGUCCACACACAGUAUUCGACACAGAUGUAAACAUGAGGUUGGCAUUGUCCAUCUACAGUGGGAAGAGUCAUCAGCUGUAUUGGCCACCUGUAAUCUGGGUGGAGUGGUAACACUCUGGGAUGCUCGUUCCGGAAACAUGGUGUCCGAGUAUCAUGGUCACUCAGCAGAGAUCCUGGACUUCACGCUCAACAGAGAGGCCUCCAUGGCUGUGACUGCAGGUGGAGACCACAAAGCCAAAGUCUUCUGUCUUCAGAGGCCUGAUCGGUAGGAACUUUGCCACCUGUGUUCUUCGGACAGAUGCUGCCGUAUCACCUCCUCAGAGAUGGAUCUUACCCUCUGUUUUAGCGAUCGAUUCCAGCUGCUUCUCACUUCUACAGACUGGUGUUUUGACAUAAAUGAUCAGCUACAGUGUAAUUUUUGUGUGAACUGACACUCAUGAAACUACUCACUGGGACAUGACUGGCUUCCGGAGCUGAAGAUGUACUGGUCACUGUGAUUAUUUAGAUACGAACCACAGACUAAUUCAGACAGUGCUUCAUUUGCAUGUAAUAUUAUGUAAAUUCAUUUAAAUUGGAGCACAAUGUGUACCUCAUUGCAUCCUACCAUGUUCCUGACUUUUUGCUCACAAACAUGAGUAGAAAUGGUUUCAAUUUGAUUCUGUUUGACCUCCUGAAGAAAAGACAUGAACCAAUUUAGAGCUUUAGUCUUUUUAUAUGGUAUUAUCAGUACACCUGAAUGUUAUGGUACAAAAGGUUGCCUAAUCACUCAUUUAAUGGCCAGUGUUAUUAUACAGAAUACUCUCAGUGAUGUCUCAUCCUGGGUAUGUAUAGCUGCAUAGAGUAAACAAUCUGUAUUUCUGAAAUUUCUAAUACAGUGGAUGUCACCUCUGGUGGAUGGAUGAUAAAACCAAUUUAAAUAGAACCUGUUUUAAUGUCACAUGAUCUGCACUGGCUGAUUGAUUCUAAGUGAAAGCCAGUUGCACUUUCAGUUGUGAAUUUAUUACAAAAACAACUAUCAGAAGAAAUAGACCAACCAUUUGCAUGCACCCCAUGGUUUCAUUUGCCAAGCUAUCGAUAUGUCUUGUUUAAGGAUUAUUUGCACUCACCUUGCAUAAUAAAUACUGUUUGGUGUGAAAGUUAA